Molecule: messenger RNA, 2193 nt
Organism: Peniophora sp. CBMAI 1063
Lineage: Eukaryota; Fungi; Basidiomycota; Agaricomycetes; Russulales; Peniophoraceae
Source: the annotation of a GenBank genome assembly
AUGCUCGAUCCCCAUGUCCGUGACAUGCAGCCGGAGAAGCUCUACUGGCAAACGUAUCUGGAUUCAGCAGCAGUAGAGGAUAAAUAUCUGCCAGAGAGCUGGGAGGCGAACACCGGUAGUGUUCUGACAUUCACUGGUCUCUUUGCUGCGACCGUCGCGGCUUUUCUUAUCGAGAGCUACCAUUCACUCUCGCCCGACUCUGGGGACCAGACCGUGGAGCUUCUCGCCCUGAUGCUUGCCGCAACAGCAAACGCGUCCACGAACGUCCCCGUGAACGUCCCUCCGCCGGCGCUGUUUCAAGCCUCCACUUCGUCUAUCGUCGUGAACUCGCUCUGGUUCUCCAGUCUUAUCAUCGCCCUCUCGUGUGCUCUCUUAUCCACGCUCAUACAAGAAUGGGCGCGCGAUUAUAAACGGGAUAUCAAUCACCGCCGGACGCUCAAUGACAGCUUACACAUCCGCGCUCUCAGCCACAUCUACAUCCGCAUGGGGAUCAGCCGCUAUGGCAUGGAAUACGCGGCAUCUUGCGUCUCUGCGCUUAUACAUCUCUCUGUCUUCUUGUUCGCAAUUGGACUCGCCAUUUUCUUAUUCCCUGUCAACCGCAUCGUAGCCUAUGUUGCCAUCGCUAUUCUCAGCGCGCUCGCCUUACUAUACCUGGCAACAAGCGUGCUCCCAUUGAUAGAUCUCAGCUGCCCGUACCGGACACCUGUCACAUACAUAUCCGCGGCCCUUUACUCUUCAACUCAUACACUAUCACGUGCAAUUGAGUACCUGGCGCGUAUCUUUGGGUCGUCUGCGAGAAAGCACAGGCCACGCGCGAGAUCAUUCGGAGUGCGCACCAUCGGGUCACGAACGGUCGUGGACCGUAACGCUUUCCUCACUCCGUCACGAUAUAUCUUCGCCUGGGACCGCACGAGUCACCAGAUGGUGGACGGGCAGUUCGAAGCUCUUCUCGAAGGCUCUAUGUCUGUUUUGGACAGCAAGAUCCUCCGGCUCGAGACCGCCCGGUCCGAGAUCAUCGAACAUCUCUGCUCGAAUGUGACGUUCGUACAACGGCUGCGUCAACACAUCCUCAUGCCGCGCCACCAGUUGUACGGGGCCACGUUGAAUCCAAUCAUCUUCCGAGUUCUCUCUGUUCUCUCAGAGAGGAUGUUCGCCUAUCUCGAAGAUCGCGCGGACGUUUACAAAUGGGACGUCGCCGCUGGGAUCUAUCUAGACGCCCUUUCACAUGUCGCCGCUAUCGCUCAGAACCACGUCCAUGACAAGACCAAGUUCGCAGCGAGGCUUUGUCUUCAUAACGUGCACUGCUCUUUCGUCAGGAUAUGUAGCAAUGCGCACAAACGAGGCUCUAGUCUUGCUUUAGCGGACGCCCUCGUCGUGGGACAUUUCCCUGAUGCCAAUCGGGGCGGUGUGGACUACGACGCGUUGCGACUAGAGCAAGUUCGCCCUGCAGGACUACUGCUUGUUAUGCAAUACCAGGCGUACUGCGCUGUUGCUAAUGCACCUGAUCAAUGGUCAAAGCGCCUGACAACGUAUAGAAAGUGGACGCGACAGAUGGAUCAUUCCUGUCUCGUACCCUUGCACGCCGACAGGUGCUGCAGACGCUCUAGUAGUAUCCUUUCAGCGAACGGAUGGGCACACGCGACUGCAUCCUGUCUGCUGACAAUUAUAUGUCAGAUAUUGGAGUCGCCUGAUCGUGCAGCAGAAGUAAUCCGAGAGACUACCAUCUACCCUCCCGAGACCUUACCGACAUACUUCAAGGACGUCUUGGACCGUCGUUUACCCUCUAAGGAGUUCAUCGACGCUCUUCGUACUUCCGGUCUCACAGACUGGAUCAGCCCCGAGAGCGAUUUGUCGUCAGGUCCGAUGAAAGGGAAACAUCUCAGCUUCCUUCGUGAGGGUCAUUGGGGCCCAUGGUGUAUCCGAUCCUUGCGGAGUCUCGCAGAAUAUGUUGACUGGAAAAGCUAUUACAGUGACCUAGUGGUACUACCAGAUGCAAUACCGUCAUCGUGCGAUGCAGGCUUGUCACCAGGACCGACGAUUGGCGUUCCAUUCACCUGCGGAACUUUUUCGCUUGCCGUCCCUCCAUCUGGCGUGACCGAUACUGGCGCACCUAUAGCGCCGAGUGCAUUCUUGAGCGCGGAAUCUGCCGAAGUUGAACCUGGGGACUUCUCCGAGACUUGCAUACGCGGGUGA